CCCGGAGCAUACGUCCUACCUGCGGAAUACCCACAGUUGUUGUCCGACCACGUGGCUCUGUCACAAGAAGAACCUAUCUACAUUUCCAAACCGGUGGGACUCAGUCGGGGUCGAGGUAUCGCCGUUUUCAAGGACCCGUCGUCGGCCAGCUACGAAGGCAUGUCCGUCGUUCAAGAAUACAUAAAAAACCCGUUCCUGAUUGGGGGGCACAAGUUCGAUCUUCGCCUCUACGUGCUCGUCCCGUGCGGACGACCCCUAUCCAUCUACAUCUACCAGGAAGGCCUGGUGAGAUUUGCAUCCGAGCCUUUUAACCUGGACGAGCUGGAUAAUCGUUAUUCUCAUCUUACUAAUUCUUCUAUCAACUAUCUCAAUCCUGGUGGCCCUACCGAAGAAGCUGGAGAAGGUUGCAAGUGGACGCUGAGCCAACUGCGACACUUCUUCCGCCAAUACGAGCUGAACGACUGGCUUCUCUGGCAACGGAUCCGAGUGCUCAUCAUCCUCACACUGUUCAGUCAGGCAAACGGCAUGAACAAUUCUUCCCAUACGGGAACGUUUGAACUCCUGGGCUUCGACGUCCUCGUCGAUAACACGCUCAAGCCCUGGCUUCUGGAGGUAAACAAGAGUCCCAGCCUCGCCUAUUUCUGCGAGAUAGACGCCUGGGUGAAGAAGCCCAUGCUACACGGGAUGUUCGAUCUCCUAGGACUGGGCCCCUGGGAAGAUUCUGGGAUCUCCGACCGGGAACUCCGGAAAUGGGAUUUCGACUAUGCGAAACGGUUGGACAGCAGCUACGCGCGAAACAUCUUUGCCAAGCAGGCCAUCAUGACCCAACCGACGUCAGAUGUCGAGGACUGUGGUUUCUGUCUGUCGAAGCGCGGCGACGAUGUCAGCAGUAGCAGCAGUUGCGCUUCCAGCAGUGACGACUUCAGUUCAAAGAACCAAAAACCGGAACGGCUGAGCCCGGAACCGCGAAGUCGGUCCCUGGUCCGAGAGGAUCGUAAUAUCCGUUUCGCGAUUCCGAUCCCAUCACAUUUCGUGCGGAUACCCCGCAGCCGGAGUUCUGGAGACGUUAGCAGCCGCAGCUCGGACGAAUGCUCCAAGAGCGAAGAGAUCAUCGGACCCAACGAUACAUAUUUUUUCAAGCUAAUCAUUCAUCAGUUUGAAAAGGUGAAAGGGGAAAGGAGGGCGGAGCGAGCUGCAAUCCGAUAUCGAGCUCGCGGGAAGACCUGUGGUCCGUCGACUGGUGGCCAGUGUAGUCAGUGCGAGGCAAGUCAGUUGAGGAUCUGGACCAAGUCAUGCCCCCAAGAGGUGAAGGGUUGGGUCCGAGCCUUUCCGUUCAAUUCCAAGACUCGUGACGUGGCGAGGGUAACCCCGGUGAACAUAUUGGAAGGAGUGCAAGAAGUGAAACGGUUUUUCAGCAUCGUCACCCGAACUUUCGGUCAUCUGCCUACCGAAGACGAGGCUAGGCUCAAUGAACACGUGAAAAAGGCAAUGGGACCUCAUUUCCAUUCGUGGAUGCCGUCAUAG
Messenger RNA from Darwinula stevensoni, 1524 nucleotides. NCBI's taxonomy places the organism in Eukaryota, Metazoa, Arthropoda, Ostracoda, Podocopida, Darwinulidae. The record is from the annotation of a GenBank genome assembly.